Molecule: messenger RNA, 1404 nt
Organism: Colletotrichum tamarilloi
Lineage: Eukaryota; Fungi; Ascomycota; Sordariomycetes; Glomerellales; Glomerellaceae
Product: 3-beta hydroxysteroid dehydrogenase/isomerase
Exons: 2
Coding region: 1-1404 (467 amino acids)
Biological process (GO): steroid biosynthetic process
Molecular function (GO): 3-beta-hydroxy-Delta5-steroid dehydrogenase (NAD+) activity
Source: RefSeq, a predicted model, not a curated record
AUGGUGCUGGAAUCUUGGACGGCGAGGGUCGCCUUCGGCUUCCUGGCGGCUUUGCUGGCAUAUUUUUGGAAGAUCAACCGUGCCAUGUCAACGAUCCAUCCUGAGGCUCUGCGGGUGUCGCCGGAUCGAUGGACGCCAGAGAAACUCAAGCGUACCUUUGAGCGCCUGGUAGGAGGGCAGCUGGCUAUUCAGCUCAUUGCGCGCGGCCAUCCGCCAGAGGCUAUUCGAAUCAUUGACUUCCGUAAGCCUGGCCGCGACGACAUGAGUGAGGGUCCGAUAUCUAGAGUUGAUUUUGCUCAAGCCGACAUUUCUUCUGAAUCAGCAACCUCUGCCGCAUUUGGUAGAUCGUGGCCACAGUCGGUAGCACAUCUUCCAUUGACCGUAUUCCAUACCGCCGCAGUCAUUCGUCCCUCAGAGCGUAGCCAGCUGGUCUACGAACGUUGCUCCCUCGUCAACACUAGGGGAACCGCCCAUGUUCUUGCCGCAGCUAAGACUUCGGGAGCAGAUGUUCUCGUCUUUACCUCGUCUUGUAGUGUGGCCUUGAAACCUACUAAAUUCUUCAACGCUCCGUGGAGUCGGUGGCCGACGAACUUCUUCCAGGUCCUUGAUGAAGUAGACUUCAAGAAGCCGAUGCGUCCUCACGAAGAGUUCUUCGCCAACUAUGCCAGAAGCAAGGCCGAAGCCGAGCGACUCGUCUGCAGCGCGAACAAGGUGCCACAAGAUCCCACGCAGGCAGGGGGCUUUCGCACCGGCGCCAUCCGGCCAGGAAAUGCCAUUUACGGCCACAAGGACGAUUAUCUGGUUGGAGCGACAGUACGCAUGGCCAGUUUCCCUACCUUCACAGCGCCCUUUAUGCAGAACUGGGUCCAUGGGGCCAACGUGGCUCUGGCACAUCUGCAGUACGAAGCAGCCCUGCUCGGCCCUCACGCGCACAAAGUGGCUGCCCGCCCAUUCCUUGUCACAGAUGGAGGACCGCCUCCGGUUUUCAAGGACUUUUACACACUCGUGCAGUCGGUUAGCGUGACACCCUUUCACGUGCAAUAUCCGCCGCCACUGAUUUUGCUGCUCUUGGCUCAUUGCAUAGAGGCCUAUUGCUUGUUGCUUUGGAAGGUGCCAGCGUUGCAGAAUAUCUUCUCGGAACCCGGAUUGCCGUUGUACAUGCUGCAGCCCGCUUCCGUGGCAGGUGCCAUCAAUGCUAUUAUCAACGAUGCCGACGCUCGACGACGACCAGAGGAGGGCGGAUUGGGAUACCAGGCCAAGUGUACGACCAUGGAGGGACUGUGUAUGCAGCUCGGCGCAUGGAAUAAGUGGGUGAAGAGCGGAGGCGAGAAAGUCAGAAGCGAGAAGGGCAUCGUCAAGGAUGUUCUUGAAGUUGGAGUCGAGCCUGUUGCGAGGCGAGCAUGA